AGGAGCUGAGCGGCCGGGAGGAGUGAGGUGGGGACGGGCAGAGGCUCACAGAGGGGGCAGAGCGGCCCCCGGCCAUCGCAGCUCUAGGCAGGACAGCCGCCCCCACUGACCAGGGGCAGGGGACCAGCUACUUGUGGGCGUCUUUAAUUCACUGGGGACGAGCUCCUGGGCAGCAGGGUGGUUCCUGGCCCUGGCAGCAGAGCCCACAGCCAGGCCCGUCCGUGAUGGCCAGCCCCGAGGGCGCCAGCCCCCCCCCAGGGAACCGGGGCACCCGCCCGCCGGCGGGGCUCACCUUCUCCCCCGAGCUGGGGCCGUCACCGCUUGGCGGCUUGUGCAGGAACAUGGGGCAUCUCAGCUGCGUGGAGAGCAUCACCCCGAGGAGAAGGCUGAGGCUGUCCCCAGAUGCCCUGACUCCAAGCCCUGCUGGCUCCCAGGCGCCGGCUCCCGCAGGGACGCCCACACCCACAGGUGGUGCACCGGAGCCCUCGCUCAGCCCCCAGGCCUGCAGCAUCAGCAUCAGCGAGGGCAGCUGCAGUCAGACGCCCCGGCAUUGCAGCCUGCCCCGCUCCAGCAAGCGGCUGCGAGAAGCCAGCGAGGGGCCAGGGGAAGGAAGUGCCAGUCCUCAGGGCAAGGGCGAGAAGCUGCAGUGGAAGAACCUGGGGACGCUGUUCCCCAGCCCGGAGGGCCCAGCCCCAGGAAGGAAGCAGCCCCACGGGGGCGAGACGAGGAGGGGCAGCUCUGGCCUCUCUCCUGCUCCAGCCCCUGGGACGGACGGCGAGAUCCUGACUGGAGAUUUUUCCAGGCCCUGCUCUCUGCCAGUGGAGGAUGGCCUGCACCGGGAUCUGCGUUACGUCAGCCCCGCCACAGUGGCUUCCCUGCUGCGCGGCCAGUUGGCUGGGGUGGUGGAGGAGUACGUGGUGGUGGACUGUCGCUAUCCCUACGAAUACGCUGGGGGACACAUCAAGGGCGCCCUGAAUCUGUACCGAGAAGAGCAGCUGGCGAGGUGGUUCCUGCCGGAUCCCUUGGGCACCACCCCGAGCCCCCGCAGCAGCACCCUGAUCUUCCACUGCGAGUUCUCCUCUGAGAGAGGCCCCCGCUUGUGCCGCAGCCUGAGGAGAAUGGACCGAGACGCCAACCGGUACCCAGAGCUCUGGUACCCAGAGCUGUACGUGCUGCAUGGCGGCUACAAGGAGUUUUACCAGCACUUCCAGGAUCUCUGCGAGCCCCAGGGCUACAUCCACAUGCGGCACAAGGACUUCCGAGCCGAGCUUAGGAACUACCAGCGGAGGAAACAGCCUUGGAGCCUGCGCAGGAUCCGCAAAGAGCUUUUCAAGCCCCUGUCCCCAGGGACUCCCUUGCAAUAGCAACCCAGAGCCCAUCCCUGACUCACAGCGAGGGACCCACUAGCCCUACCCCUCGCCUCUGAAAUGGAGCUGCCCCUUUCCCGUUUGGCAAGUCAGACCUUCCCUGGCUGGCUGCCUCUGGAGCUCCAGCAAUCCCGCUGUAAUUUAAGAUUCUAGCCCAGGGGUUCUCAAACUGGGGG
Messenger RNA from Chelonia mydas (Green sea turtle), 1543 nucleotides. RefSeq names its product M-phase inducer phosphatase 1. The coding region runs from base 225 to 1364 and encodes 379 amino acids. The transcript has 12 exons. The record is from RefSeq and is a predicted model, not a curated record. Gene Ontology annotation, molecular function: protein tyrosine phosphatase activity. Gene Ontology annotation, cellular component: cytoplasm; nucleus. Gene Ontology annotation, biological process: protein dephosphorylation; positive regulation of G2/M transition of mitotic cell cycle; G2/M transition of mitotic cell cycle. NCBI's taxonomy places the organism in Eukaryota, Metazoa, Chordata, Testudines, Cheloniidae.